Molecule: messenger RNA, 924 nt
Organism: Vicia villosa (hairy vetch)
Lineage: Eukaryota; Viridiplantae; Streptophyta; Magnoliopsida; Fabales; Fabaceae
Exons: 1
Coding region: 1-924 (307 amino acids)
Molecular function (GO): nucleic acid binding; RNA-DNA hybrid ribonuclease activity
Source: RefSeq, a predicted model, not a curated record
AUGCUGCCAAAUGUUAAGCAAUGGGAUAUGAGAGCUUUAUAUGAAUUAUUUGAUUGUGCAGAAAUAGUUCAUGUAUCUUUGGUGGAGGAGGUUAUUGAAGACAAGUUAAUCCAAAAGGAGAAGCAAAGUGGUUGUUAUAGUGUGAGGUUGGGGUAUAGGUUGUGGAGGAAUGCUUGUAAAGGAGGCCGUGGGAGACAUAAUUUGCUUAAUUGGAAUAGCCUUUGGAAUAUCAAAGCGGCGGCAAGAGCGAAGCAUUUUAUUUGGAGGAUUUGUCGAGGUUGCCUACCCUCCCGAGUUAGAUUGUGUCAACAUCAUGUUCCGUGCCCGGUUGAAUGUCCGUUUUGCAAUAAUAGUUUAGAGGACGAAUGGCAAAUUUUCUUUGGUUGUGCGGCAAUAAAUCAAGGUUGGCAAGCCGCAUGCUUGAGUAAUAUUAUUGAUAAUCGUCUUCUUUCUUUUGAUGAGGUAAAACUACUUAUUUUUGAUAUUUGUACAAAGGAAGAUAGAAACACAGCUGGUAGAGUUGCGGUCAUGCUAGAAGGAAUGUGGAAGAAUAGAAAUAAUUUCAUUUGGAAUAACGAGAAAGAGGAAGCGACAAAAGUGGGGUGGCUGGCGUAUCACAAAUGGCAAGAGUGGUUCACGGUUCAUAAUAAUUCAGAUGAUCACACGGUUUCCCAACAUGUCCAAACUUGGGAACCACCACCGCCCGAAUGGCUCAAAUGUAAUGUGGAUGCGGAUUUUAAUAAAAUUGGUAGAACUUCCAAUAGAGGUUGGUGUAUCAGCGACAGUUCAGGUAAUUUCCAUACGGCAGGUACGACUUGGAAUGUUGGUGAGUAUACUAUUCUAGAAGGGGAAGCGUUAGCUCUCAAGGAUGCCAUUCAAAUAGCUAAUCAACAUGCAACUAGACCGGAUUAUCUUCGAAAGUGA